Gaeumannomyces tritici R3-111a-1 is the source of this 2989-nucleotide messenger RNA. Its product is annotated as ER to Golgi transporter. The record is from RefSeq and is a predicted model, not a curated record. Gene Ontology annotation, cellular component: endoplasmic reticulum; Golgi apparatus. Gene Ontology annotation, molecular function: antiporter activity; phosphoenolpyruvate transmembrane transporter activity. The coding region runs from base 717 to 2354 and encodes 545 amino acids. The transcript has 2 exons. Gene Ontology annotation, biological process: phosphoenolpyruvate transmembrane import into Golgi lumen. Lineage: Eukaryota; Fungi; Ascomycota; Sordariomycetes; Magnaporthales; Magnaporthaceae.
GCGCUGCGCAGAGUGCCCUUUGUCAUGUAACUUUUCUCUAAAUACACGGUGUGUACUUUAGGCAACAGAUGGUGUAGCUCAAAACGCGAUUGGCUUAUUUCCUUCAGCCCAGGUAGUUCCUGGCAUGGUCGCAUCUUGAGCUGCUCGCCUCGUGCGUGACCUCGCCGCUCCUCGUCAGUCUGGAUGGACCUCAGGGUCGCCAUCAAAAGUCCAAGCUCGCGGACGUCCAAGUGGUACAGCAGCAGCUCUAGGGGUCCAUUGUCUGGGCACGGUACCUGCAUUUGGAGUAUGAAGGAUACUGGACAUGCUGUACUAGAUCCCUGGGCAGGUACCUGGUAGGUACCUGUCAUCUAGUGCCAUCUCACGUGUGCCCGUCAGUGGAUUUUAAUUUCCAUCCAUGGCGCGCGCCGAUAACCUUGUGCUCCUCCCGCGCCGACGACCUCCGCUCGAUCCAGGCGAACCGUACUUUAGCCCGCUAGUCCAACUCUUGAUGCGGCCCAAUUGCGAUACCCUCCCUUUUACCAGGCCCGCCCCGACAGCGAAGCGCAGCUCCGUCUCUAGACCCCGACUCCCCGCCCGUUUUCCAUCCCAUCUGAACAGCACACAAAAAAGGGGGGCCAAGACCGCACCCCUUGACCGCGGACCGGACCGCGACCACAACGCGACGACCACGACUCCCGCCCACAGACACACAGACACGGGCCUAGACUGCGUCGAUGGAGAAGUUCCCCGACCUCGACGUCGGCGGCAUCCCUCGCAAUGCCGCCAGCCCCAUGAAACCAAACGGCCACGCCAACGGCAACGCCAACGGAAACGGCACCGCCAACGGCGGCCACUGGCGACCCCGGUCCGAGAGCAAUGGCCAGGCGCGAGGGGUGCGAUGGGGCGCCGCCCCGAACGGCAUCAGCAUGGGUCGCGGCCACGACAGGCAGAAGAGCAUAGGCGACGCCUUGCGCACCAUCAGGCAAAGGCACGGCAGCGUCAGCCAAAAUGCUCACGAGAUUGCCGACGCCCUCAAGGCCCCCGUCUCCCCUAGACUCAUAUUCCUCUGCGUCGUGUGGUACGCCUCGUCGGCGCUGACCAACACUUCGUCCAAAUCCAUCCUCAACGCCUUCGACAAGCCCGCCACUCUGACAUUGGUGCAGUUCGCCUUCGUCUCGUCAUACUGCAUCCUCCUGUCCUGGCUGGCAUCCAUCUUCCCCGGCCUGCGCGCGGCCAUACCAGCCCUCAAGCAUGGCAUCAGACCCCCCACCAGGGACGUCAUCCACACUACCCUCCCUCUAGCCGCCUUCCAGAUCUUUGGCCACCUCCUCAGCUCGACCGCCACCUCGAAAAUCCCCGUGUCGCUCGUCCACACCAUCAAGGGCCUCUCCCCGCUCUUCACAGUCUUCGCCUACCGCCUCAUCUUCAACAUUCGCUACCCCGCCGCCACUUACCUGUCCCUCAUCCCCCUGACUUUGGGCGUCAUCCUCGCGUGCUCUGGCAAGCACAAGUGGGGCGGCGAGUUCCUGGGCAUCCUGUACGCCCUGCUGGCCACCAUCAUCUUCGUGACGCAGAACAUCUUCUCCAAGCGCCUCUUCAACGAGGCCGCCCGGGCCGAAGCCGAGGGCCUGGGCGCCCGCUCGCGCAAGCUUGACAAGCUCAACCUCCUCUGCUACUCGUCCGGCAUGGCCUUUGUGCUGACAGUGCCCAUCUGGGCCUGGAACGAGGGCAUCGGGAUCCUGGGCGACUUCCUGUACGACGGCUCGGUGGAUCUGAACGCGACUCCGGGCUCGUUUGACCACGGCCGCCUGUUCGUCGAGUUUGUCUUCAACGGGACGUUCCACUUUGGCCAAAACAUCAUGGCCUUUGUCCUGUUGUCCAUGGUGUCUCCCGUGACGUACUCGGUAGCCAGCCUGAUCAAGCGCGUCUUCGUCAUCGCCAUAGCCCUGAUCUGGUUCCGCAGCCCGACCACCAAGGUGCAGGCCUUCGGCAUCGCCCUCACCGUCUUUGGCCUGUACCUCUACGACCGCACCAAGGGGGGCAACAAGGCCGACCGCAAGGCCCAGUCCCUGGCGGAUGCCAAGAACCCCAUCCUCCCACUCAACAACAAGUCUGCGCUCGACGGCGGCGCCAACGGGCCGAUAUUCGAGAGCCCCGUCUCCACCAGCCACCCGGCCUUCAACAGCGCCCCGCCCCGGCCCUACGUAAACGGCUACGCCCUGCCCAGGUCGACCGAUGACAAGAAGUCGGACGAGCUGCCCGGCCGCGGCGCUCGCAGCAGAGGUGCCAGCACGUCUGCGUGGAGGCCGCCCGGGACGCGCCAGGAGGACACAUGGCGUGUCGGCGACAGGCCCGAGGUUGAGGCUCGCUGAGGCUGCCAGCUGGGGUUCGCUUGCUUUUUUUUUUUGGGACAGCGAUCCGCCCUGGGCGCUUUCAUGGCGUGUAAACAAUUCUUCUCGCUCGCCAGACACAGGCAAGCAUGCAUUCUUGCUUUGCCAAUUGUUCCUGCAUAUGCUUCCCUUUUCUUUGGUUUCUCUUUUUUCGCCUGGUUUAUCGGCGUGGGAACAUUCCCUGCUGGGCAUGCACCCUACGCCCGGGUCACCAUGUUGCAAUAUAGAAAAUGGGUACAUGCGUCUUCGCUCCUUGUAUUCUUUGUCUUUCUGUUUUGCCCUCUGCUAUUUGGUGUUUACCCUAGUGUGGCUUCUCUCAUUCUGGGAUACAGAGACAUUUGCUGCACCAUGGAUGCCGUAAUUACAUAGGCACGUUCUGGGCUGGGUUGCCUGAGCUGGGGACUCCCAGGCAUUGAAAACAUGAUAGGUCAGAGCACCAAUCGUUACUUUCCGCUGCGUUGCGGCGAACAAUGCCAAUACGCAGAGGACGAAAUACCCCUUGAUCGCCGACGCGUAUAACGAUGUCAGGAGUCAAAGCGGACACGGAUAUAUGACAUAAUCAGAUAUAUAAAAGAGAAUGAACGGUUAAUGAUUUAAUUAUCUAGUCCAGAGAUUAC